Magnolia sinica is the source of this 1620-nucleotide messenger RNA. RefSeq names its product protein farnesyltransferase subunit beta. Gene Ontology annotation, molecular function: protein farnesyltransferase activity. Gene Ontology annotation, biological process: protein farnesylation. The record is from RefSeq and is a predicted model, not a curated record. Gene Ontology annotation, cellular component: protein farnesyltransferase complex. The coding region runs from base 28 to 1485 and encodes 485 amino acids. NCBI's taxonomy places the organism in Eukaryota, Viridiplantae, Streptophyta, Magnoliopsida, Magnoliales, Magnoliaceae. The transcript has 14 exons.
CAUCUCUACUUUUGAGGUGUAAGACAAAUGAGAGGUUUGCCUCACUGGACAGAGAAUAGAAACGGUGGGGAAAGUAGAGGAGAGUGUGCUUUGCGAGGGGGGAAGAAGGAAGUAAGAAGGAGAAGAAGAAAGCGGGUUUGGAUGGAGACGACGAAUAGGCUGAGCAUAACCCAGCAAGAGCAAAUACGAGUUGAGCAAAAGGUGUUUGAGAUAUUCAAUCUCCUCAACAAUGUUCCCUCCCACUCCCGUUCCUCUAUGAUGGAUCUCUGGCGUGAUAAGCACGUUGAAUUUCUAUUCAAAGGCCUUGGGCGUCUGAGCCCCAGCUAUUAUGUGUUGGAUGCCAAUCGCCCGUGGAUCUGUUAUUGGAUACUUCAUUCGAUUGCUUUAUUGGGAGAGUCCAUAGACUUCGAAGCUGAGAACAAUAUUGCCGACUUUCUCCAUCGUUGUCAGGACACACAUGGUGGAUAUGGUGGCGGACCUGGACAGAUGCCUCAUCUCGCAACAACUUAUGCUGCAGUAAAUUCACUUAUUACCUUGGGUGGUCAAAGGGCUUUGUCGUCAAUAAAUAGAGUCACAAUGCACAUGUUCUUGCUGCGGAUGAAAGACCCAUCAGGGGCGUUCAGAAUGCAUGAUGCAGGUGAAAUGGAUGUUCGAGCUUGCUACACUGCAAUAUCGGUUGCAAGUGUUUUGAACAUUUUGGACAGUGAGCUAGUGCAAAAUGUUGGUAGUUACAUCCUGAGCUGCCAAACAUAUGAAGGUGGAAUUGCUGGAGAACCUGGUUCUGAAGCUCAUGGCGGGUACACUUUUUGUGGCUUGGCCACAAUGAUUCUGAUCAAUGAGGCUGAUCGUCUGGACUUGCCUGGUAUAAUUAACUGGGUGACAUUUCGUCAAGGAGUAGAGUGUGGAUUUCAGGGCAGAACAAAUAAACUGGUUGAUGGCUGCUACUCCUUUUGGCAGGGAGGAGCGCUUGCACUAAUACAAAGGUUAUCAUCAAUUGUUGAUAAACAAAUGAAGUUGUCAUAUGUUGGAGAAGGGCACCAGAACACGGGGAGAACUUGCAAUGUUGCAACCUCAAAUUUGUCUGAAGCAGAAUCUAUUCUGGGUGCACAUGAAGCUGAUAAGGCAUGCUAUUUUAAAUUCAAAGGAGAACUUUCUGAUAUUGGGUCGUCUUUCCUUGAGAGACAAGCUGAGUGGGGCCCUUUGUUCCACAGUAUUGCUUUGCAGCAAUAUUUACUCCUAUGUUCUCAGGUAUUGGAGGGAGGGUUUAAGGACAAGCCUGGAAAGCAUAGAGACUUUUACCACACAUGUUACUGUCUAAGUGGUCUCUCAGUAUGUCAUCAUAGCUGGUCAAAGGAAGCUGGUGCUUCUCCUUUGCCCAGAGCAGUGCUAGGUUCAUAUUCUAACUUAUUGGAGCCAAUCCACCCUCUUUACAAUGUCACUUUAGAUCGAUACUACAAGGCACGUGACUUCUUCUCCUGCUCCUAACAAUAAAGAUUAUCACCAUCUCUCCUUGAGUUCCCCCUACAUGAAUUAUAAUUUGCAAAUCAGAUGAUGAAGAAUGUGAACCCCUUUUGGAUAAUAAAUAAAAUUGAUGAUCACCUGUCUCAUGGGAUAUUCUCA